This is a messenger RNA of Aspergillus neoniger CBS 115656, 285 nucleotides long. RefSeq names its product F-box protein. Bases 1 to 285 code for a protein of 94 amino acids. The transcript is spliced from 2 exons. Gene Ontology annotation, molecular function: protein binding. The record is from RefSeq and is a predicted model, not a curated record. Lineage: Eukaryota; Fungi; Ascomycota; Eurotiomycetes; Eurotiales; Aspergillaceae.
AUGCCAAACAUCAUUCCCACCCUAGAUUGCCUACCCGUGGAAGUCCAACAGCUGAUUUGCCUGUGUGUCAUCAAUAACUCGUGGCAUGAUUUGGCCGCUCUAAGUCAAACAUGCCAAGGUUGGCAUGAUCUCGCAGCUGCGGAACUCUACCGUAAUCUUCAAGUUACAUUCUUCAACCACACAGAUCUUCUCAAUGCCAUGUCUGAGCUUCACACCAAUGGCCUUGGUCGCCAGUACCUACAGUAUGCACGAACCUUCGAACUUGUUUAUGUUGAGAAGCCAUAG